Messenger RNA from Triticum dicoccoides, 2632 nucleotides. RefSeq names its product disease resistance protein Pik-2-like. Gene Ontology annotation, biological process: defense response to other organism. The record is from RefSeq and is a predicted model, not a curated record. NCBI's taxonomy places the organism in Eukaryota, Viridiplantae, Streptophyta, Magnoliopsida, Poales, Poaceae. The transcript has 2 exons. Gene Ontology annotation, molecular function: ADP binding. Bases 27 to 2444 code for a protein of 805 amino acids.
GAGGGCUCGGGAAGACCACCCUGGCCAUGGAGGUGUGCCGGCUGCUGGAGACGGAGUUCCCACGCCAGGCCAAAGUGUCCGCGUCGCAGACAUUUGGCAGUGGCAGCCAAGACAUCGAAGGAUUACUGAAGCGCCUGCUUCGGCAGAUUAUGCAGUUUCAGUCUGAGCCCGUUGCUAGCCAGCAAUCCGAGCAAGCCUCGGAGGGCGUGCGCCUGCAGUGCGAGGAAACAACGGAACCGGAUAAACUCAAGCGCGCGGCCGAGGCAGCCGCCAAGCUAGUGGAGCUUCUUGGUAAAAUUGACCGGAUGAAUUUAGGCGAGCUACAAGGCAUGCUCGAAAAGAGUCUCCGGAAUAACAGAUACCUCCUUUUGAUUGAUGAUGUAUGGAGCAAAGUAGCUUGGAAUGCAAUCUGGUCCAUGUUACCAAGCAACGGUUUUGGCAGUAGAAUCAUUGUGACCACUCGGAUAGAUAGUGUGGCGAAAGCUUGCAGUACUACUGGUGAUGAUUACAUCCAUCAUAUGAAGGCCCUAGAAGAGAAAGAGUCCAAUCAAUUGUUCCUGAGCAAAGCAUUUGGCUCAACAAAUGAAGACUCUUGCCCGAAUGAUUUGAAAAAUGCAAUGAAAAAAAUCUUAAAAAAAUGUGGCGGCCUACCAUUAGCCAUUGUUAGCAUUGCAAAGCUAUUGGCAAGCUAUACACAUCCAGAAGGAAAGAAGAUGUGGGAAAUAGUUGGAAGAUCAAUUGGUUCACAGAUGGAAAGCGACCCAACCCUCAAGGGGAUGAGGCAGAUACUCACACUUAGCUAUGACCACCUACCCUAUCACCUCAAGGGUUGCAUGAUGUACCUUAGCAUUUUCCCAGAGGAUUAUGUGAUAUCCAAGGAUCGGUUGUUGAAGAGAUGGAUCGCUGAAGGAAUGAUUCCUAAGAAGCGAGGGAUGACCCAAAUGGAGGUUGCAGAAGACUACUUCAAUGAGCUACUAAGUAGAAGCAUGAUUGACCGAGGCACCGAUAUAGUCACCAUGUACCAUUGGAGGGAAGAGACGUGCCGAGUGCAUGACAUAAUACUUGAGGUCCUUGUGUCUAAAUCCCUAGAGUUCAACUUUGUUAGCUUAAUAGGUGGGCAAUAUGAAGGGAUGUUGUAUGGUAGGAUUCGCCGUCUCACCGUACAUGGCGGAGAGGCACCCCAAGACUCUUCACCAAAUAGAAUGGCAGUGUACCCUGGUACAAGGAACGACAUCAAGGAGAUGACUCUGCAGCAUGUCCGGUCACUGAGCAUAUUUGAUCCAGAAGCGCACAGGCUGCUUGCUCGGCUAGGAGAUUUUACCUUGCUAAGGGUACUUGAUCUGGAAGACUGCAAAGGCCUAGAAGAAAAACAUAUGAGGCAUAUCUGCCAGAUGUAUCUUCUAAGGUUCUUGAGCUUGAAGGGUACAGCUAUCAAAGUGAUGCCAUCGAGAAUUGGUGAUCUCGAGCAUUUGCAGACCCUUGAUGUACGUCAAACACAGCUGAAGUGUCUGCCUGCAAGAAUUGGUGAUCUCAAACAUUUGCAGACCCUUGAUGUACGUCAAACACAACUGGAGAGUCUGCCAGAAACAGUCACAAAGCUAGAGAAGCUGGAGUACCUGCUAUUCUCCACCAAAGGCAAUAAUUGGUCUGGGUGGAUGCUGCCCAAAGGGAUCAGGAAAAUGAAGGCACUACGCCAUGUGAAUAAAGCGGUUGUGAUACACGACCCAAAUGUUGCCAAGGAGAUUGGUGAAUUAGAUCAAUUGGAAGAGUUAUGUAUCUAUGUUGAUACAAGAGAGAAUAUCCACGAGGAUGUUCCCAUAGAGCUUGCCUGCUCCCUGAGCAAGAUAUACUCCCUCCAGUGGCUCGAGAUUGGAAAUUUUGCUUGCUAUAAAUGGCCUUUCCAACAGGCAUUGCAAUUUCUCCAUGACGUACAGCAGCCACCACAGCUGCUCCGUUACCUUAGGAUCUGCGGCUGCAUUGAGAAAUUGCCAGACUGGGUGGGGUCACUCAUUAACCUUAUUGAGUUGGACAUAUCAUGGUCAUACCUUCAUGGUAAGCAAUUAUUCAGCGUCCUGUGUAAGUUGCCCAACCUACAGAGGCUGACCCUGGGGUCAUACUUCAUAAGAAAGAAUCAAGAUAUGGUUGCAUGCAAUAGCCAGUCCUUUCCGGAGCUCAAGGAACUUACUCUGGGCUAUUCUCCUGAAGUCCCCCCAAAUUAUAUAUUUGAGGAAGGGUGCAUGCCAAAGCUGGAGACGCUUGUGCUGAAUUUUGGUGACCAGGGGAAGACAAUUGUUGGCAUUGAGCACUUGACGAACCUUAGAGAGGUGCAGAUCGAUAAUUGCAUCAAAGAUUCACUGGCUACUUCACUAGAAAUUUUCAAGGUGGAGAAUGAGAAGCGAUCACAUGUUCCUGGGUCUGAACAGAUCAGAGUUAUAGUGAGGUAGGAGUUAUCACUCUGAUUGAAGCAUGUUCAACAUAAGCUUGCAAUAGAGGAGCUAAAGCUGGACUCCCAUCCAACUCAGGUUAACUUGGUCCCUACAUUGUUGGUGUGGUUGGUUCUUGUGGUGUAAGUCAUGUAAAGCUAGUUUCGCUAGCUGUUUAAUUCAUGUUUAUUAUUUGUUCAAGCAUUCGA